Phytophthora infestans T30-4 is the source of this 288-nucleotide messenger RNA. RefSeq lists its product as uncharacterized. Gene Ontology annotation, cellular component: mitotic spindle; DASH complex. The transcript is spliced from 2 exons. Gene Ontology annotation, biological process: mitotic cell cycle. The record is from RefSeq and is a predicted model, not a curated record. Lineage: Eukaryota; Oomycota; Peronosporomycetes; Peronosporales; Peronosporaceae. The coding region runs from base 1 to 252 and encodes 83 amino acids.
AUGGCAGGCAACAAGGACGAGGAAGUGGAGGCGCUCGAGGCGCUGAGGGACAAGUCGGCAGAGCUGGUGCGUUUCUUGGAUAAUAUCAACGAGAAACUUUUGCUGAUGAAUGAGCAGAAUGAGACGUCGCUGCGUGUGCUGGAGAACUGGUCCAGCGUCAUCGCCAUCUCCAAAGUCAGCUCGGCGUCGACGGCCGCCGCAGCAGCAGGAAAAACGCAGGCAGAGAAGGAGCUUGUCCGGACUUCAAUUUAGCUACCGAGUUGACUACAUGUAUUUGUUGCCGCACAA